Messenger RNA from Zerene cesonia (dogface butterfly), 1258 nucleotides. It is a transcript of the gene pn, whose product is annotated as exopolyphosphatase PRUNE1. Gene Ontology annotation, cellular component: cytoplasm. Gene Ontology annotation, molecular function: exopolyphosphatase activity. The transcript is spliced from 7 exons. The record is from RefSeq and is a predicted model, not a curated record. The coding region runs from base 1 to 1164 and encodes 387 amino acids. NCBI's taxonomy places the organism in Eukaryota, Metazoa, Arthropoda, Insecta, Lepidoptera, Pieridae.
AUGGAGGACUACCUAACCACUACUAUAAACUUAUUGAAAUCCAAAAACUAUGUGAACCUAACGAUAGUGCUAGGUAACGAGAGUUGUGACCUAGAUUCAGCGGUGAGCGCGCUAGUGUACGCGUGUUUUCUACACUGGCAGCACCAAAACAUGAAGUGUAAAGUCUGUACUAGGACCAAACGGGAUGACAGCACGUAUAAAGAUGACAUAUUUGUUGCCAUGUUCGAUGUAGAUAGAAGGGACUACGCGCUGAAAACUGAGGUGGCGUAUUGUUUUAAAGAACACGGGAUUAAUGAAAAGCUUCUGCUGUUUCGCGAUGACAUUGACAUAAAGGCCUUGGUCUCAGAAGAACGAACGAGCAUCGUGCUCGUCGACCAUCACGUACUAUCGAGGAAGUUUGAAUUUUUGGCGCCGCACGUGACAGAGAUAAUAGACCACCGGCCCAUAGACAACAGCAACUGGCGGUAUAGGGAUGACGUUCGGUCGACCAUAGAGACGGUCGGCUCGUGUUGCACUCUAGUUUCGCAGAGAAUUCGUGAUCUGUGCGGGCUGAUGGGGAAGGAGGGGUUUUUUCAUGAUUUCGCCGUGUGCACUGAUCUAUUACAUGGCGUAAUAAUAUUGGAUACGGUGAAUUUUUCGAAGGACAUAAAGAAAGCGACGCCGCACGACGAGGUGACUGUUGAAUUUCUGGAGGGUAUUUUGAAGCUGAUAGAUUUCGAAACGGAGAGAAAAUCCAAGUUAGACCGUCUUGUGGCAUCGAGGAGCGACGUCUCAUCGCUAAAUGCUGAGCAGUUACUGAGGAAAGAUCUGAAGAUAGUCGGCGACGUUUUCAUACCCAGUUUUCCAAUUCUAGUUGAGGAAUUUCUAAAGAAGCCUAACGCACUAGAGGCGGUCAACGAAGCCCUAGGACUGCGUGGGUGUUCCUUGGCCUUAUUACUGGGUAUGGAUCUGAAGCUGGGGAUCAGAAGGGAUGGGGCAAUCUUUGGCCCGAGCGAUAAAAGCGACGCUCUACUUAAAUUACUGCAAGAAUGGUCAAGCCCGUGCCUGCAGCUGUCGCCGGAGAGUACGAGCGGCUGGCACUAUUUCAAACAGUUAAAUUUAUCAGCCUCGAGGAAGCAGUACAUAUCGCCAAUUAAUGAAUUUCUGAAGAAUUAUAAGGAAUAACUAACUCACUAACCAAUUAACAACCUGGCUUACUAACUGACUAACUAAUUAAUUAACUAACUAACUCUCUCUAACUAACUCACUAACUCACUAA